This is a messenger RNA of Musca domestica (house fly), 2192 nucleotides long. Its product is annotated as zinc finger protein 28 homolog. Gene Ontology annotation, cellular component: nucleus. The transcript is spliced from 7 exons. Gene Ontology annotation, molecular function: zinc ion binding. NCBI's taxonomy places the organism in Eukaryota, Metazoa, Arthropoda, Insecta, Diptera, Muscidae. The record is from RefSeq and is a predicted model, not a curated record. The coding region runs from base 578 to 2032 and encodes 484 amino acids.
GAUUUCUUCCUCGAGUUGAAGGAACUUUCUCCCGCGGUUCAUUUAAUGAAUGUGUCCAGCGGUUCGAUUUCCUCAUGUCUCAUUCGUAAACAACAGAGGUCCCUCGGGGAUUUUGCUUUCUUGUUCUUUUUUAUCGGGCGUACCUUUUUGAUUUCUUAUUUGUUUCGUUGGGGACGUCUUUCAUUUUUGUUUCCCAACAAACAAAGCGAACAAACAACGACGCGCACAAGCAAGCAGCAGUUGAGCAGUUGGAAUUGGAGGAAUUGGUUGGAAUUUGAGGAAUUGGACAUAUUGGGACAUUGGUUGGACCAACCUAUAUUGGAAAACAUAAGCCGGGACAACUCUAGUUUAGUAAAAACUUCGGUUUUUUUUAAAUAUUUUCCAGAGAAAGUGAGCCAAGGAGACGAGGAGACACAAAAAAAAGUAAUUCACAUUCCCUAAGGCCCAUGAAAGUGAGAUGUAUCGCUUUUUAAUGAUUUACAUGGCUACUCAAGCAUUUAUCUGAGUGGACAUUUGCAUAUAUUUUGUAUAACCAGAAAUUCCUUGUAUUUGAAGAAAGGUCAGAAAGGGAAAGGAAAUGGAUGAAAAUAAGUUGCAACAUUUUAUAAAAAAUUUGUGUCGAGUAUGUUCUGCUGGCAUCACUGAAGCAGCCAAGAACAUUUCGGACCAUCUAAAUGAGAAGCCAGAUUGUCCAACAAUAAUGGAGCUAUUAACAAUAAUAGUCCCACAAAGCUGCAAUGAUGAGUACCCAGAUGAAUUACCAAAGAAGGUGUGUAUGGCGUGUGUUCAGCAACUGCAAAGUAUUUACGAGUUUAUGGAAUCGUAUAAAGAAGCCAAUAAAAAAUUACUCAAACUACUGAAGGACCCUGAUUUCUACGAAGAGGAAACAAUAGAUAAUAAAGUAGAAUAUAAAUUGGAUACCUUUUUAGACGAAGAAGUAGUCGAUUACAAUAUAUGUAAGGAUAAGACUACAACUUUGAAUAUAGACUAUUAUAGGAUGGAAGAGAAAUUGAUAGAUGUAGUAUGGACAGAUGAAUGUGAAGAUACUUAUCAUAAAAGCUGUGAAGUUUUAACGGAAACAGAUCCAAUUCAAAACCAAUCCACGCAAAAUCCAAAGUCUACAAUGGACAUUACACCAAAAAAUAUUCAAGAUUCGCCAGAGAGUGAUUUGGAUUGUAAAGCAAUGUCACCCGAUCGGAUACAGUAUGAAAAUGAAAAAGACAAGAAACAUACUGCAAAAUCUAGAAGAUCAAGAACCACCAUGGAACGUAAAGAUGCCAAAGAAUCUUCAGAGAGCACUCAAGACAAUAAAGAUAAGUCCAAUCGACGACGGAAGAACAAAAAGCAAGUAAACAAAAAACCAAUUGAAUGUGAAUUUUGCGGAAGAGUAUUUGACAAAGAGUACAAAUACAGGACCCAUUUACAAAUACAUUCGGAGGAAAAAUCUCACCUUUGUCCCGAAUGUGGAAAAGGUUUUAAAACGAAUGCGUCUUUAACGGUCCACAUGAAACGUCACAAGGGAGAGAAAAAUGUCCAGUGCCCCCAGUGUCCAAGAAGAUUUAUAGACACAAGUGGCCUCCAUGGUCAUAUGUAUGUUCACAAAGACAAUAAAGCAUUUGUCUGUGACAUUUGUGGUUUCGCCUUCCAUGCGGCCUAUUUGCUGAAAAGACAUCGUUUUUUACAUACCGGCAUAAAGAACCAUGCCUGUGUAAAUUGUGAUCAGCGUUUUGCCACAAUUAAGGCACUACGUCGUCAUUUAAUUACUCAUACGGGUGAAAAACCAUUUGAAUGCCAUUAUUGCGAUCGGAGUUUUGGUCAGAGUCAGGAUUGUCACAAUCACAUGAGAAUCCAUGUGGGGAAAAACAUACAUUUAUGUGAAUUGUGUCCUUUGCGUUUUCCACUAGUCCGAGAGUUGCGCGUUCAUUUUGCAACACAUAAGAAUGACGAUGAAGAAACACGUACGAAAAAUCUCGAGGCCCGAAAAAUAGAAGUAAUUAAUCUCAAAACUAAUUUUGGAUAUAAAAGAGAUUGAAAUGGUCAAUGAGCCGUGAUUUUAGGCCUAGAAAGCACUAUUGCAAUGUAUCCAAAGACGUACUCCUAUUUUUUUUUAAUUCAACUGUGCCUGUCAUUCGGUAAUUUGUUUUGUUAAAAUACUUGUUGCUUUUAAAAGAAACUCCAAUUUUUUAAAUUUA